Messenger RNA from Pelagomonas calceolata, 1239 nucleotides. The record is from the annotation of a GenBank genome assembly. Lineage: Eukaryota; Pelagophyceae; Pelagomonadales; Pelagomonadaceae.
ACACUAGCAAGCGGCCCAGGGGACGCGAUCGCGGGGAUUCGCGGCCUCUGCUGUCUGUAAGGCAGCCGGCCGGCACGGGCUGCCCCAACACAACAAUUGCCCCAACACCUUAAGCUUCCCCCCCUCAACCUUAAAAAUGGGCGCCACCCAGAGCAGCACGGAGGCGGCCGAGAGUCCUACUAGUUCCAGCCGGGGGCUGGGCCUCGGCGCCGUCGGCGACGCCGUGGACCGCUGGUUCGACGUGAGCACGGACUACGUCUGCGGGCCGAACAGCUGCUCGUGCCUGCUCGACGACGGCGCCGACGGGUCCUUCACGGUGAGCCAGGCGAGCAUCACCGUCGUGUCGGCGGACGGGCGCACCGACACGUUCGGGCCGGCGGAGGACGCGCCGGCGCGGGCGUCCGCGGCCGCGUUCGACGACGACGCCUACGGCGAGGAGUACCGCACGCUCGUGCUGGGCGAAGCCGCGCCGCGCGGCGGGCCCGCGGUCGAGCGCAUCGACGCGCCGCCGGAGAUCAUCGACGACGCCGACGAACCGCCCCCGGCGCGCGCGGCGCCGUCGCCCCGCGCGGCGGCCAAGAAGCCGCGGGCGGCGCCCAAGGCGGCCGCGCCGCCGCCGGCCAAAGCGGCGCCGCCGGCCGCCGCGCGCGAAGCCGCCACGACUCCGAUCGCGAAGCCGGCCGCGACGCCGCCGAGUCCGAAAGCCAAGCCGCCCGCGCCGCCCGCGCCCGCGCCGCCACCGGCGGCGGCCGCGAGGCGAUCGCCGGCCGCGACGCCGAAAGCAGGGCCGAAGCCGGCGCCGGAGAUAGAAGUGAACCUGGUGCGCGUCAAGCGGAGCCUCCGGAAGGGCAUCCCGUUCGUGAAGCACUGCAGCGACCUCCGGAAGCGCGACCGCGUGCUGUGCCUGAACCGCGCCGAGACGCGCGUCGGCUGGAAGCGAGGCCAGCCCGAGACGACGAUGGUGAGCCUGCGCGACAUCGACGCGGUCCGCAUGGCCUCGGAGGUGGACCCGGCCGCGUCGCUCCUCAAGCCCGUGGCGGGGACGCACAUCCUGCGGCAGACGGCCGACGGGCCCACGAUCAUGAAGCGCGCCUUCUCGCUGGUCCUCGUGGACCGGACGCUCGACAUCGAGUGCGGCUCCGAGCUCGAGGCGCGGACGCUCUGCGCCGCGUUCAAGGUCAUGGUCCGCGACGAGAAGGUCAAGUACGGCGACAUCGCGGGCUAGCCCCCCCCGUAAGC